GGUAACACUCGCAUGUGACAUCUUUUAGUAUCAGUUGCUAUAUUUUAUUCAGAGAACAAAAAUAUUAAAUAAAUAUGGGUAAAAAAACGAAAAAUGCGAAAAUAAAAACUAUAGAAAAUAUAGAAAAAGAAAACAAUGAAAAUAUAAUUCUAAAGCCUCAUAGAUCUUCAGAUGAAAUUGAAGCUCGAAAGGAGAAAUGGAUAAACAAACAGCGUGUUUUAGUGUUUGCAGCACGUGGUAUAAGUCAUCGCGAUAGACAUUUAAUGAAAGACAUAAAAACACUUAUGCCUCAUCAUAGAGUAGAAUCGAAAAUGGAAAGAUCUAAGACAUUGUCCAUUGUUAACGAAAUUUGUGUAAUGAAACAUUGUAAUAAAUGCGUUCUCUUUGAGGGCAGAAGGAAACGAGAUUUGUAUAUGUGGUUAGCCGAUGUAGUAGAAGGACUUUCAGUAAAAUUUUUAAUAGAAAAUAUUCACACAAUGGGGGAACUAAAAUUGACUGGAAAUUGUUUGAGGGGCUCCCGACCUUUACUUUCUUUUGAUUCGAAAUUUGAUUCAUUACCUCAUCUUAAAUUAAUUAAGGAAUUAUUAACUCAAAUAUUUGGAGUACCAUUCCAUCAUCCGAAGAGUCAGCCUUUUGUUGAUCAUGUAUAUACUUUUACCUAUCUUGACAAGCGGAUUUGGUUCAGAAAUUUCCAAGUAUUAUCUGAAGACGGAGGUUUAUCGGAAAUUGGUCCCCGUUUUGUUUUAAAUCCAGUCAAACUUUUUGAAGGUUCUUUUACUGGGAAUCCUCUUUGGGAAAAUCCAGAUUACGUCAGUCCAUCAAAACACAGACAAAUAUUAAAAAAAGUAGCAAAAAAUAAAUAUGUUAACCGGCUUGAACAAAAGGUUACACGGGAAGCUAGGACUCCUAAAAAUGCUUACGAAUAUGACGAACUUGACGAUAUUUUUGAAAAUAAAGAUCCAAUAACUUUAGCCGGAAUCAUCAAUGAAAAAAGCAAAAAGAAAGAUGCUAAAAAAGCUAAACUGCUGGAAAAGAUUAAAGACAAACAAAAUAAUAUAAUCAAAAAUAUUAAAAUUAACAAAAAAAAGAAAGAAGAAACUGCACAUUAAAUAAAACGUAUUUUAUUUGAAAAAGAAGUGUAUAAAAGUUAUAUAUAUAAUUUCAAUAUACAAAAUUCAAAAUAAAUAAAUAUAAACAAUUAUAAAUUAUUCGAAAAAUUAUUUAGUCUUAAAAUUAAA
Condylostylus longicornis is the source of this 1238-nucleotide messenger RNA. Its product is annotated as ribosome biogenesis protein BRX1 homolog. Gene Ontology annotation, cellular component: nucleolus. The transcript has 3 exons. Gene Ontology annotation, biological process: rRNA processing; ribosomal large subunit assembly. Gene Ontology annotation, molecular function: rRNA binding. The record is from RefSeq and is a predicted model, not a curated record. Lineage: Eukaryota; Metazoa; Arthropoda; Insecta; Diptera; Dolichopodidae. Bases 75 to 1109 code for a protein of 344 amino acids.